UAAAUAAAAAUAAUCUAAAAUCAGAGUUAAUUGAGGCCAAAAAAUGUUGUGUCUCUGUUCAGCAUUGAAUGUCUUUGUCAUGUCACACCUAAAGAAAUGGCUUAUAUAAAAGAUAACAAUCAGGGUUUUAAUAAUUUUCUUAAAGUAUUUCCGUUUACCUAAUAGCAAUAUAAUCAAAGAAAAGUUCCAAAAAAGACAUAAACUUUUUUUUUUUGUCACUCAAAUGUUUCGAUCUUAAAAGUAAAUAGUGGUAUCAAACCCAUUUCUGCUCUCUGAGAUGCCCCGAGUGAUACGGAUGGUGUUAUCUUCAACAAAUAAAAUUCUGUGUAAGAAGGUAAAAAUGUCUCACAAUGAAAGUCAACAGUGUUCUGGCUAAUUUUACAUAAGACAGGCAGAGAUCAAAUAAAUAAUUAGUUUAUACUGAAAAGUCAAUUUGUGUACUGGUGUACUGGUAGAAAAAGGUUCAUGCUAGCUAAUGAACACAGCAACUGAAUAGGAUUCAGACUGUGAUUCUGAUAAAGUAGAACAAAUACUCAAAAAUCCAUCUGGCACGAAAAGUCUCUGCCAUAACGUAUGACAAACAUACAAAUAUUAUGUUGCCUGGCAGCAUCACAUAAAAUCAUACUGAAGUAAAGACUGUAUUUAUUGUAAUUAUUUUUAUUUACUGUAAUUAUUUUAACUCACACCUUCCUGAUGCAUUCAAUAACCAGUCUUUCUACAUAUUCCUAAGCCCUUCCCAUAUGCUUUUAUUCAAAAUCUAUCCUUAAGUAACAGACAGGAGCAAACAGCAGACAGCACACAUCCAUGUGAGCCAUGUUUCGACUUCUGCUGCUUUUGGGGUUUUUCAGCCUUGGUGUCUCUAUUCCUCGUCAGUAUCACUUCAUUAAUGAGAAUAAGACCUGGUCUGAAGCACAGAGAUAUUGCAGAGAGAAUUAUGCUGAUUUAGCCUCUAUUAAUAACACUGAAGAGGAACUGGUUGUUAAUGACAUUAUAGACAUCUGGAAGAGCAACCGAACCUGGAUUGGACUGUAUGAUGAUCUGAACAGCUGGAAAUGGUCUCUGGAUAAUAAUUCUUUCUACAAGGAGGGAGAGAAAAGCUUUAGAAACUGGUAUAUACAGAAACCAAGUGGCUGGUAUGGAAUCAGUUUGUGUGUGUAUUUAUCAACUUAUAAUGGAGUUUGGUGGGACACCUCUUGUUCGUCAAUGUUUCCGUUCAUUUGCUUUGAUGACAGAGUGAAUGCCAGUGAAAGAUAUGUCCCGGUUUAUCAGUACCUGAACUGGACUGAAGCUCAGAGAUACUGCAGAGAGCAUUACACAGACCUGACCAGUGUGAGGAACGAGACUGAAAACCAGAAGAUUAGAUCAUUGUUUAAUAAUACAUAUUAUUCAGUUGUUUGGAUCGGCCUGUACAGAACCAGAUCUUGGUCAGAUAAAAGCAACUCUUCCUUCAGCAAUUGGAAACCUGGACAACCAGAUAAUUACACUCUGAAUGGAUCCUGUACUGCUGUGUCAUUUAACGAUUCUGGGAAAUGGACAGAUGAAAACUGUGGUGACUCUUUUCCAUUCCUCUGUUACAGCACAAUGCCAUCAUCACCCUCUCAUCAGUAUCACUUUGUUAAUGAGAAUAAGACCUGGACUGAAGCACAGAGAUACUGCAGAGAGAAUUACACUGACCUGGCUACUAUUGAUAACAUGGAGGAAAUGAACACACUCCUUAACACAGUAAAUGGCAACUACUCAGGUUUAGCCUGGAUUGGACUGUAUGGUGAAGAGGACAGUUGGAGAUGGUCUCUGGAUGAUGAUGCUUUCUACCAGGAAGGAGAGAGGGACUUCAGAGGAUGGCCCCAUCAACCUGAUAACUACAAUGGAAAUGAGCUGUGUGUUUAUAUUAGAUCUGAUGGAACAUGGUUUGAUGGUGACUGUAGGGCAUAUUUACCUUUUGUUUGCUAUGACGGAAUGAAUGGAACAGAAAAUUACACCUGGAUAAACCAGCCAAUGCCUUGGACAAAAGCUCAGCAUUACUGCAGAGAGCAUUACACAGACUUGGCCAGUGUGAGGAAUCAAACAGUUAAUCAACAAAUCCUCAACUUUACAGGUGGCUCUCCUACUUGGAUUGGUUUAUACAGGACCAGACUCUGGUCAAACAAACAGGAAUCCACAUAUGAAAAUUGGAGACCAGCCAGCCAUAAACAGCCAGACAAUGGUUUAUAUAGUCCCUGGGAAUACGGUAAUCAGCACUGCACUGCUGUCUCAUUCAGAGAUUCAGGCCAUUGGACAGAUGAGGACUGCUUAUCCACAUUCCCUUUUUUCUGCUAUAACAAAUUCUGCACUGGAUCAUCAUGCACCCUCCAUCAGUACCACUUCGUUAAUGAGAAUAAGACCUGGACAGAAGCACAGAGAUACUGCAGAGAGAAUUACACUGACCUGGCUACCAUUAAUAACAUGGAGGAAAUGAACUCACUCCUUAAUACAGUAAAUGGCAGCUACUCAGGUUUAGCCUGGAUUGGACUGUAUGAUGAUCUGAACAGCUGGAAAUGGUCUCUGGAUAAUAAUUCUUUCUACCAAAAUGGAGAAAGAAACUUUAGUAACUGGUAUAUAAGCAAACCAUGGAACUGGAUUGGAAACAAUUUAUGUGUAUAUUUUACUUAUUAUGCAGUUUGGUGGGUGGAAUCUUGUUCUACAAAACUUCCAUUCAUUUGUUUUGAUGGCAGAGUGAAUGCCAGUGAGAAAUAUGUCACAGUUUAUCAGCAGAUGAACUGGACUGAAGCUCAGAGAUACUGCAGAGAGCAUUACACAGACCUGACCAGUGUGAGGAGCGAGACUGAGAACCAGAAAAUCAGAUCAUUAUUAGCUGAUUAUAACAAUGAUAGUUAUUAUACCUAUAGUUAUUAUUAUUAUAAUUAUUAUUAUGCUUUUUGGAUUGGCCUGUACAGACCCAGACUUUGGUCAGACCAAAGCAACUCUUCUUUCAGCAACUGGAAACCUGGACAACCAGAUAAUUAUAGCCAGAAUAAAUCUUGUGCUGCCAUCUCAUUUAAUAAUGAUUAUUAUUAUGGGAAAUGGACAGAUGAAAACUGUGUUCAAGCUUUUCCAUUCCUCUGUUACAGCACAAUGUCCUCAAACUCCUCUCGUCAGUAUUGGUUUGUUAAUGUGAAUAAGACCUGGACUGAAGCACAGAGAUACUGCAGAGAGAAUUACACUGACCUGGCUACCAUUGAUAACAUGGAGGAAAUGAACACACUCCUUAACACAGUAAAUGGCAGCUACUCAGGUUUAGCCUGGAUUGGACUGUAUGAUGAUGAGAACAGCUGGAGAUGGUCUCUGGAUGAUGAUGCUUUCUACCAGGAGGGAGAGAGAGACUUCAGAGGAUGGCCCCAUCAGCCUGAUAACUACAAUGGAAAUGAGAUGUGUGUUUCCAUGGGGUAUGGAGAGAAGUGGUAUGACAGGCCUUGUACUGACAGAAUGUCAUUUGUUUGCUAUAACGGUAUGAACAACACAUAUGUGAUGAUUUAUAAUCAAACGACUUGGGAAGAAGCUCAGAGCUUUUGCAGAGUGAGUUACACAGACCUGGCCAGUGUGAGGAAUGAGACUGAACUUCAACAAAUACUGAGCAUCAUGAAGGGUUAUGAGGUAUGGAUAGGUCUGUAUAGGAACCGAUUAUGGUCAGAUCAAAGCAACUCAACCUUUAUAUAUUGGAAACCAGAGAGUCCAGAACCAACACCAGAACCAGAUAAUGGUUUGUAUUCAUCUGGACAGCGUGGAAAUCAGUACUGUACAGCCGUGGAUCAAUCUGGCCAAUGGACAGAUGAAAACUGUUUCGCCAGUUUCCCUUUUAUCUGCUACACUGCAUUCACUCCAGGUGCUGUGAUGGGACUACGAAUGAAAGUCACUACCAAUGGAAAUCUGUUAAACUCUCAGAUUAAAAGGCUGGUGCUGAUGGAACUUCAACAAGAAUUGAGUGCACUGGGAAUUUCGAGCAACUACACUGUGAACAUCCGUGAGCUUAGUCCAUGAAGGAAAAAGUCUACAUUCAGGUCCAAACUAUAACUGAGAUAAACUCCAGGGUUUUUGGUGAUUUAUCUUUUACUUUUAUUUAUUUUUUACUUUUACUAUUUAUCUUUUAUUUAUCUUUCUUUACCAGAGCAGUUGGGAAUGCUGUAGAGUUCUAUUAACACAAGAAUAUAGAUACUAAAAUGCAGAUAAGCUUAAACAGAUCAAAGAUAUUUGCAUAAAUAUAUUUACAAACCUUGAAAUGCCUCCUGAAAUGUCUUAUUAUUAAUAACAAUCAUUGGAAUUAUACUGAUCUGCGAUUGAGCAUGAUUUUUUGAGUGUAAUAUUUUAGUUGGUUUAUUACAUUUAUGAUACUUAUGAAUGGUAGUCUUAAAAUUAAUUUUAAACGACCAAAAGAAACACUGUACUUGCUUGUGCAAAAUACUGCUAUGAGCGUUAAGGGAUACUAUGUGCUGUUCGUUUAUUAAUUGUUUUUAGUGUUGGGGUUCAUGUAGUUUUGGUUGUGCUGAUUAAAUGCUGAUUAAAAGGUCAAUCUAAUAAAAAAAAA
Messenger RNA from Hemibagrus wyckioides, 4558 nucleotides. RefSeq names its product macrophage mannose receptor 1-like. Lineage: Eukaryota; Metazoa; Chordata; Actinopteri; Siluriformes; Bagridae. The transcript is spliced from 13 exons. The coding region runs from base 814 to 4014 and encodes 1066 amino acids. The record is from RefSeq and is a predicted model, not a curated record.